Blepharisma stoltei is the source of this 423-nucleotide messenger RNA. Lineage: Eukaryota; Ciliophora; Heterotrichea; Heterotrichida; Blepharismidae. The record is from the annotation of a GenBank genome assembly.
AUGAAUAAGGAAUUGGAUCAGAAAGAAAAUAAGCCAAUUGACGAAUUGGAAGAACUUGAAAUAAAGGACAAAAUAAGUGACUUUUUUCCUGGCCCGAACGAAGACUUUGAGCAUGGAAAACCUGGUUCACAAGGAAUCCCCUUUAAGCCAAAUCCUGAGUGCAAAUACUGCCAUGGAUCUGGAUAUAAGGAAAAAUAUAUAGGAAAACAUAAAAAGCAUAUCAAAAGAGUUGAGGCUCUAUGCAAUCGAUGCGCUCAUGCAUCAGGAAUGUGCUCUAAAUGCUUAGGCACUGGCUUUAUGAAUCCUGGAGAUAGGAAAUGUUUUUGCAUUAUGGAUGGAAUGAAUUGGCGGGAAUCAAAAAACCUUGGAGCAAUUUACAAACUAAAUUAUCCGAAUGGCUAUCGCGUAUUUGCAGGACAUUAA